UCGUUGUCUGUCCGCCAUUUUGGAUAUUGUAUUCAACUGAAUGUCUUCUUUGCUUCUUAUAAUACGCGGAAAUUGCCCUUCAGCAAAAGUUUGAUUUACUAUCGACGUCUUAUCUUCAUUCUUGAAGACAAAGUGCUACAGAGACGAGCGAAAAACUCGUGUGUUUGACGUCUCGAUGGAGGAAAAGCCACCCGUACGAAAAGAGUGCUCUAGUCUGCCCAAAGGAUGGUACAGGGAAAUCGUUAUAAGAAAAGGAGGUCUCUCUGCUGGACGGUCGGAUGUUUACUAUUACAGCCCUGAUGGUAAAAAAUGCCGCUCCAAGCCACAAUUAGAAAAAGAGCUUGGAGGUGUUGACCUCACAGACUUUGAUUUUAGAAAUGGUACCUUUUGCAAGCGUAGUAGCAGACGACGUACYAAUCCACAAAACUAUAGCCGAGAUUUGAAUGGGACCAUUCAACCAUCRCCAGUACGGCAGUCAACAAAGUCCUUUUCAAAGCAGCCUGUCUCAUAUUACCCUUCAACUGAGGAACCUAGUCCCCCCAAAAAGCRUAAAAUGGAACAAUCUUGUAAAAAUACUAAGAUUAAUAAAGAUAAGCCAAAGCAGUUGUUCUGGGAAAAGCGUUUACAAGGAAUUACAGCAGUUGAUGUAUCAGAUGGAAGAAAACUAGAUAGUUUCAAUCUUUCUAAAGGAUUUAAGAUCGUUGGUCCAGGUAUUGAUGAAAAGGGCUUACUUCAUGCAUUAAUGGCCAAGAUACACUCUAGUACUGGUAUAAGAGGACAACAUACAUCAAUAGUUGCUCUAGAAAAGCAUCCUGAAAUAUGGAUAAACGUUGAUCAACCACCGUGUACCCCAUUUACGAUAUCUGAAAGCGAAGUCAAGUCGCAAGAGGAAAGAGUAGCAAAGUUGCGCAGAAGGUUGGCUGAGGCUUUGUUAGAUUACGAUCAAAUUAAGCUCAAGAUUCUAUCCAUGCAAAGACCAUCUAGGAAUCAGUUGGAUUAUUUGUAGACUUUGAUAAUAUUCUAGUUAUGAUGGAAUUUUAUUGGGAUAUAAGCCAUCUUGAAAAAGCAUAAUUAAUAUUGGAUGUUAAGGCAAGUUAUUGCAUGUUUGCUUUGGCAUGUGCUGUUUAAAAUAAGCAAAGCAUAAAACACCCAAAGAGUAGACAAAGUCCAGUGACGUUUGGUAAUGCCAUAACCACAGAUGGCGAUAAAUGCCRACCAGAGAUGAGAUAAAUAAAAUGUUUCCAAAUAGAGACUAUUUCCAGAGAAAAAGUAUAUUGUAACCAAAGAUUGAAGAUCAUUGAUAUUGAUCAGCUAUUCUCUAGCAAUACAUACAAGAGACUGUUUCUGUCUACUCAAACAAGUACUUAUUUCCAACAAAAAAUUCUGUUUAUUGACAAUGCUUGGAAGAAGUCUCGUUGGUAAUUGAGAUCAGAUUCUCUGUUUGUUUUGUUGUUUGUUUGUUUUUUGUUUGCACAUUUUCUUAGUUUAUAAUAUUUUUGUGUCAAAAAAUGUAGUGUUUUUUAUUUAUUUACAAGUUCCCUGUUUAUUCUAUAAUAUAACUAUUUUCAAAUGUACCAUAUUUGUAAUAAAUUUCAAUGUGAAAACCUU
Messenger RNA from Actinia tenebrosa (Australian red waratah sea anemone), 1608 nucleotides. RefSeq names its product methyl-CpG-binding domain protein 2. Lineage: Eukaryota; Metazoa; Cnidaria; Anthozoa; Actiniaria; Actiniidae. Gene Ontology annotation, biological process: negative regulation of transcription by RNA polymerase II; DNA methylation-dependent constitutive heterochromatin formation. Gene Ontology annotation, molecular function: methyl-CpG binding. Gene Ontology annotation, cellular component: nucleus. The record is from RefSeq and is a predicted model, not a curated record.